Astyanax mexicanus (Mexican tetra) is the source of this 1116-nucleotide messenger RNA. RefSeq names its product zinc-alpha-2-glycoprotein. Lineage: Eukaryota; Metazoa; Chordata; Actinopteri; Characiformes; Acestrorhamphidae. Gene Ontology annotation, cellular component: external side of plasma membrane. The transcript is spliced from 7 exons. The record is from RefSeq and is a predicted model, not a curated record. Bases 1 to 1116 code for a protein of 371 amino acids. Gene Ontology annotation, biological process: immune response.
AUGUCACGACCCCCUGGGGGGUCCCGACUCCCAGGGUUUCACAGAGGGUUAGAUAAUUUUAUUAUUGGGCUUUGUGUGUUUGCUUCAGAGAAACACUCCCUGUACUACAUUUACACCGGCCUCUCCAAAGACCUGGAUCUACCAGGAAUCUACGAGUUCACAGCUCUGGGGCUGCUGGAUGACCGAGAGAUCGACUACUACAACAGUAAGGAGCAGAAGAAGAUUCCUAAACAGAGCUGGAUGAUGGAGAAGAUGCAGGAAGAUUACUGGGAAAAAGGAACCCAGUCUCGCAAGAGUAAAGAACAGUGGUUCAAGGUCAACGUGGAGAUUCUGAUGCAGAGGAUGAACCACAGUGAUCAGGAUCUUCAUGUUCUUCAGUGGAGACACGGCUGUGAGGUCGAGGAGUCUAAUGGAGAGGUGAAGUUUCUGAGAGGGAUUAGUGAGUACGGUUAUGAUGGAUCAGAUUUUCUCUCCUUUGAUAAUUCGGACAGGGUCUGGGUCGCUCCGGUUCAAGCUGCAGAAGAAACCAAGAGGAAAUGGGAUGGUGUUUCCAUCCUGAACCAGUACACCCAGGGCUACCUGGAGAAAGAGUGUGUGGACUGGCUCACCAAAUUCAUGGAGUACAGAAAAGAAUCACUGAGAAAUUACUCUCCUCCUGAUGUUCAUGCGUUGGCAACUAAAUCUGUUCGUGACCCAAAAAAGCUGAUUCUGACCUGCCUGGCCACGGGAUUCUACCCUAAAGACAUAGAGAUGGGUCUGACAUGGUUCCGCACUUCAAUUGCUGAUCAUCUGAUCACAUCUUCUGGAGUCAGACCCAAUGAUGAUGGAACCUACCAGCUGAGGAAGAGUGUGGAGAUACUGGAAGAUGAGAAAGCAGAUUAUUACUGUUACGUGACUCACAGCUCCCUCACAGAACCAGUGUUAAUAAAAUGGGUAAAUAUCGGCCCUGGAUCAGGACUGAUUGGAGGAGUAGUUGUGAUUGUGAUCUUGCUGAUUUUGCUGGCUGUGCUCAUCUUUGUUCUUCGAUGUAGGAAGAGGAGGAUGGAUGGUGUUGCAGGAUGUGGGCAGGUCAUCUAUGCUGGUACUCAGUACCUCAGUGCACGGGCUCAGUUCUAA